GCACCUCGAGCAACUCUCCGGCAGUGUACCCCAAAAUUCCUUACUCGCGGACUUGACCACCGCACUCCACGACGUUGCCACCGAUUGGCAACCCUCCAUCGCCCUCGCCGAAGCCGUACUCGACCUCGACGCCGCUCCCCGCGAAUUCCUCGUACAAGCCGCCUACCGGGAAGAACUCGGAACUCUACAACGGGAACUCCAGGACGUCCGGGACCAAGUCCGGGACUGUCACGCGCACAUGAACGACUUGUGGGCCUCCACCACCGGCAACGCCCAAGCCACGGUCAAGCUAGAAACAGCCGACGACGGUUUCCUCUUUCGACUCACCAACACCAACGACACCAAACUCUUGCAGAAUCAACUCGGGAACGUGGUGCAAAUCCACAAACUGCUCAAAAACGGCGUCUCCUUCUCCACCAAGGAACUCCGCCAGCUCGCCACCGCCCAGCAGGAUUUAAUGGCCGAAUACGAUCGCCAGCAAAAAGUCGUCGUCCAAGACGCCCUCAAAGUUGCCGCUACCUACAGCGUCGUACUCCAACGCGCCUUUGACGCCGUUGCCACCCUCGAUGUCCUAGUCGGACUCGCCCACCAAGCCGCCUACAGUCCCCACGGAUACUGCCGACCCACUUUGAUCGACGGCGACGACUGCGCCGGUCACGGCAUUCAGCUUCAAGGCGCACGCCAUCCCUGCGUAGAAGUACAGGAAUCCGUCUCCGACUAUAUUCCCAACGACGUCGAUCUCACCCACGACCGUUCCAACGUACUCCUCGUCACGGGCCCCAAUAUGGGUGGUAAGAGCACGUACAUUCGCGCCGUCGGUGCGAUUGUCCUGCUCGCGCAAAUUGGGGCCUUUGUGCCCUGCCAAUCGGCCACCAUUCACAUUCGGCACCACAUUCUCGCCCGCGUUGGGGCCGGAGACUGGCAAGAUCAGGGCAUUUCCACCUUUUUGGCGGAAAUGCUCGAAUCGGCCGCCAUUUUGCGGACCGCCACGGCCCGAUCGCUCAUCAUCGUCGACGAACUGGGGCGCGGCACGAGUACGUUUGACGGAUACGGCCUGGCCCGGGCCAUUGCCGAAUAUAUGGUCCGGAACGUUGGUAAUCUUUGUGUCUUUGCCACUCACUUCCACGAAUUGACCAGUCUGGCCGACGUCUUUACGAACGUUCGGAACUGUCACGUCACGGCGCAGCGGGACGUGCAGGGGUUGACCUUUCUGUAUCAGAUCCAACCCGGUCCGUGUCUAGAGUCCUUCGGCAUUCAAGUCGCCGAGCUGGCCGGCGUACCCGCCGUCGUCGUGCAGGAUGCCCAACGCAAGGCGCGAGAACUGGAA
Messenger RNA from Phaeodactylum tricornutum CCAP 1055/1, 1327 nucleotides. RefSeq lists its product with no specific name. The record is from RefSeq and is a predicted model, not a curated record. The annotation marks the transcript as partial. Lineage: Eukaryota; Bacillariophyta; Bacillariophyceae; Surirellales; Neidiaceae. Gene Ontology annotation, biological process: mismatch repair; mitotic recombination. Gene Ontology annotation, molecular function: ATP binding; mismatched DNA binding; ATP-dependent DNA damage sensor activity. Gene Ontology annotation, cellular component: MutSalpha complex; nucleus. The transcript has a single exon.